CCGGUUAUUGAAGAUGGCUUCCUCGGCGGAACUUGUUAAGCUUUGUAAAGUGAAGACGAACAGCGUGAAGCGGCUUCACAAAGAGCUGGGUUACUAUGAGAAGGAACGCGACAAGGAACAGGCUCGGGUGGAUAAGAUGAAGGCCGCGGGAGCAGAUAUCAGCGAUGUAAAGCAGGCGGAAAAUGUGCUUCAAGAAUCUGCCAUGAUGAUACCGCAAACUCGCCAACGGCUGGAAGCGGCCUUGGCGGAGCUUCAAUCCUUCGUGGUUGAAAACGUGGAAGACCUUAAGGAGACGGAGGAGCUUCAAGCUGCGAAGGACACGCUCAGCGAGAUAGAGAAGCUGUUCAAGUGAAGGACGCGGCUGGCAUUCCUGAGGCUUAUAAUGGUUGUAAACAGAGGUUUUAGAAGGGGUACAACCUAGCCUGCAGGACAGCUGUAUGGAGUUGCGUUUUUUGUGAAGGCGUGGCACCUGACCGCCCCCGGGUUGUCCACACAGAGAGGGCCUCUUGGUUGCCCCGACUUGGCAAGCACUGAGAUGGCGAUCCAAAGGCCCUAUCCUCCAGUUUUCUGUAGCUUUUGGCUUCUUAGCGUGUGACACAGGUUUACACCUUCCCAAAUGCCCGCCUACACCGAAAAUACAGACUACGACGGUGUUUACG
Messenger RNA from Volvox carteri f. nagariensis, 659 nucleotides. RefSeq lists its product as uncharacterized. The record is from RefSeq and is a predicted model, not a curated record. The coding region runs from base 14 to 352 and encodes 112 amino acids. Gene Ontology annotation, molecular function: beta-tubulin binding. Gene Ontology annotation, cellular component: microtubule cytoskeleton; cytosol. NCBI's taxonomy places the organism in Eukaryota, Viridiplantae, Chlorophyta, Chlorophyceae, Chlamydomonadales, Volvocaceae. Gene Ontology annotation, biological process: tubulin complex assembly; post-chaperonin tubulin folding pathway. The transcript is spliced from 3 exons.